UGGGGUCAGCUGGGCGUCUGCAGUCGCGGGGACCCGGCGGGACGAGCGGGAUGGCGGCGGCGGCGGCGGCGGCGGGCGAGGCGCGCCGGGUGCUGGUGUACGGCGGCCGGGGCGCGCUGGGCUCGCAAUGCGUGCAGGCCUUCCGGGCCCGCAACUGGUGGGUUGCCAGCAUCGAUGUCGUGGAGAAUGAAGAAGCCAGUGCCAGUGUCAUUGUUAAAAUGACAGACUCGUUCACAGAGCAAGCUGAUCAGGUGACUGCUGAGGUUGCAAAGCUCUUGGGCGAGCAGAAGGUGGACGCCAUUCUUUGUGUGGCCGGAGGAUGGGCCGGGGGCAAUGCCAAAUCCAAAUCUCUCUUUAAAAACUGUGACCUGAUGUGGAAACAGAGCAUGUGGACGUCGACGAUCUCCAGCCACCUGGCCACCAAGCACCUGAAGGAAGGAGGCCUCCUGACCUUGGCCGGUGCCAAGGCCGCCCUGGACGGCACUCCUGGGAUGAUCGGCUACGGCAUGGCCAAAGGCGCCGUCCACCAGCUGUGCCAGAGCCUGGCGGGGAAGAACAGCGGCAUGCCGCCCGGGGCCGCCGCCAUCGCCGUGCUCCCGGUGACCCUGGACACCCCCAUGAACAGGAAGUCGAUGCCUGAGGCCGACUUCAGCUCUUGGACGCCCUUGGAAUUCCUGGUCGAAACCUUCCACGACUGGAUCACCGGGAAAAACCGGCCGAGCUCAGGCAGCCUGAUGCAGGUGGUCACCACGGAGGGAAAGACAGAGCUCACCCCGGCGUACUUUUAAGCUUCGUCUCGGUGCCUGAGAGGGGCCUGCCAGAUCCGUCGCCAACCUGUCCCUCCCCGUGCGGCCACGUCUGGCCGCUUGUGUCCCGAGUUUCUGUUCGUGGUACGAGAGACGUCCCUGUGAACUAACCCGCGAGGCGGGCUGGCGGCUCGCGUCCCGUGCGUCCACGCGUGCUCCUGUGGGGUCGCCUUCCAGCCGCUCCUCGGCCCUGACAGUGGCUGCCACCUUGGGAGUUGAGGGUGCGCUGGUAUGGGGGGGGGCGGUGCGCACGUGUUGAGGGCUGCGUUGUAUUUGAGUGUUGUUCAUGUCAUGGUUGUAGUUUUGUGGCCUCACGUUAAACUGCCUUAAAGACCGUGUGUGUGGUAGAAGCAACAGCUCCCAGCUCUGUCCUGUGUCCCUUUCUUGAGCAGCUGCCGGGUGCCUGGGCUGGGCUGAGUGUUCAAGAGGAGCACUUGGGAGUGUUCUGCCUCGUAAACACGCCUGGUGUGUGGUG
Messenger RNA from Perognathus longimembris pacificus (Pacific pocket mouse), 1281 nucleotides. RefSeq names its product quinoid dihydropteridine reductase (gene Qdpr). The record is from RefSeq and is a predicted model, not a curated record. Gene Ontology annotation, cellular component: cytoplasm. Lineage: Eukaryota; Metazoa; Chordata; Mammalia; Rodentia; Heteromyidae. The coding region runs from base 51 to 788 and encodes 245 amino acids. Gene Ontology annotation, molecular function: 6,7-dihydropteridine reductase activity; NADH binding; NADPH binding. The transcript has 7 exons. Gene Ontology annotation, biological process: L-phenylalanine catabolic process; tetrahydrobiopterin biosynthetic process.